AUGGCAGGAGGUGUCCGGAGGAAGUCUCCCGGUUCCCCGUCCCCAGUGUGGGGGAAGCUCCACACAGUGUGGCAGGACAAACAUUUAGUCCUGUUCAAGACGGAAUACACACUUCUGGUCGUUUCACUUUUGUGGUUCUUGGAGAUCGGGAUUAAUGUGUGGGUCAUACAAAAAGUAGCAUACACUGAGAUAGACUGGAAAGCCUACAUGGAUGAAGUAGAGGGUGUCAUCAAUGGCACCUAUGACUACACCCAGCUUAAAGGAGACACAGGCCCCUUGGUGUACCCGGCUGGAUUCGUCUACAUCUUCACAGCUCUCUACUACAUCACGAGCCAUGGGGUGAACAUCCGUCUGGGCCAGUACCUUUUUGCUGCUUUCUACCUCAUGACACUGUUCUUGGUCUUCAGAAUUUACAACCGCACAAAGAAGGUUCCUCCCUAUGUGUUUUUCUUUGUGUGUUGUGCUUCUUAUCGGAUUCAUUCCAUCUUUGUGCUGCGUCUUUUUAAUGACCCAGUGGCUAUGAUGUUGCUGUUUGCAGCUGUCAACCUCUUUCUAGAUGGACACUGGACACUAGGCUGCGGCAUUUACAGUUUAGCAGUGUCUGUGAAAAUGAAUGUGCUGCUUUUUGCUCCUGGGCUACUUUUCCUCCUCCUGUCUGAGUUUGGUCUAAUCAGAACUAUUCCAAAGCUUUCUCUGUGUGCAGGCAUACAGCUUUUUUUGGCUCUUCCUUUCCUCCUGGAGAAUCCAGUUGGUUACGUGAGCCGGGCUUUUGAUCUUGGUCGUCAAUUUAUGUUCAAGUGGACGGUGAAUUGGCGGUUCCUGCCAGAAUGGCUCUUCUUGAAUCGUUACUUCCACUUAGUCCUGCUGGCUGGCCACCUGCUCACCCUGCUGCUCUUUGCUUUCCGUCGCUGGAAGAGACCAGGAGAAAGCAUCUUUGAACUUCUUAAAGAUCCAGGCAAGAGGCGACACCUUGCUCAGAAAAACAGCGCUGAUCAGAUAGUGCUCAUUCUUUUCACCUCUAACUUUGUUGGUAUGUGCUUUAGUCGUUCUUUGCACUACCAGUUCUACGUGUGGUAUUUCCACACCCUGCCUUACCUGCUCUGGAGUGGAGGAGUCAAGAAGUUGGCCCACUUACUCAGGGUCCUGAUCCUGGGUCUGAUCGAGCUUUCAUGGAACACUUACCCCUCUACCAACAGCAGCUCAGCUGCCCUUCAUGUCUGCCACCUCAUCAUACUCCUCUGUCUGUGGCUGGCCCCACCUCUGUCUUCAGCCCCGGCACAAACUCAGGAACAAAAGGCAGCAAAGGACAAACACCACUGAAAACAACGGGCUGGAUGCCACAUUGAGCCUUAACAGCUGCCAAACAGCCUCCGUCCUCCUCUUCGUUUAUGUCGUCGCAACACAAGUGAGAGAGGGAGGUCACUGAGGUCACCGUUUAAAUUAGCAGAACAUUUGAAGCUUCUUGUCUCAGCUCACUGCUUAAAGCGAAGGAAGCUACUGUAACACGUGG
Betta splendens (Siamese fighting fish) is the source of this 1510-nucleotide messenger RNA. It is a transcript of the gene alg3, whose product is annotated as ALG3 alpha-1,3- mannosyltransferase. Gene Ontology annotation, molecular function: dol-P-Man:Man(5)GlcNAc(2)-PP-Dol alpha-1,3-mannosyltransferase activity. Bases 1 to 1320 code for a protein of 439 amino acids. Lineage: Eukaryota; Metazoa; Chordata; Actinopteri; Anabantiformes; Osphronemidae. The record is from RefSeq and is a predicted model, not a curated record. Gene Ontology annotation, cellular component: endoplasmic reticulum. The transcript has 9 exons.